AUGGAAGACUCCAAGCGUGAUGGGUCUGUGAUUGUGCAACCCGGAGUCGGCGAGAAAGGCGGCCAUGUCAACGCCGACGAGGCCAGGUUGGCCGAGAUGGGUCACACCCAGGAACUCAAGCGUCACUUCACGAUCCUUUCGCUGAUUGGAUUGGCGUCGACGACCACCAUCUCCUGGACUGGUCUCGGUCUCGGUAUCGUGGCCGAGAUUGGCGCCGGUGGUCCCGGUGCCAUCAUCUACGGCUUCAUUCUCGUCACAAUCCUGCAGUGCUUUUUGGGCGCGUCCCUGGCCGAGUUUGUCAGCUCAUACCCGACAGAAGGUGGAAUGUACCAUUGGAUCGCCGCAGUGGCCCCCGCCCGGUUCCGCGUCUUUCUCAGUUUCCUGACUGGAUGGUUCACCUCGUGCGGUUGGAUCUUCACCACGGCGUCGACGAACCUGAUCUACGCCCAGACCCUGAUGUCGCUCAUUGCCCUCUACCGGCCUGAGAUGGAGAUUCAGACCUGGCAAACCUUUGUGGUCUACCAGGGCCUCAACGUCAUCACGGCGGGCGUCGUGCUCUUUGGCAACAGGAUCAUCCCCGCGCUCAACAAAUUCUCCCUCUUCUACCUCCAGAUCGGCUGGCUGGUGGUGCUGGUGACGGUCGUGGCCUGCGCGCCGACCCACCAAUCUACCGAGUUCGUCUUCCGCACGUGGAUCAACAACACGGGCUGGGACUCGGCGCCCAUCGCCUUCAUCACGGGCCUCGUGAACCCGCUGUACGCGCUGGGCGGGCUCGACGGCGUCACGCACAUCACCGAGGAGAUGCCCAACCCGUCGCGCAACGCGCCGCUCGCCAUCGCCAUCACGCUGACCAUCGCCUUCGUCACGGGCGUCACCUACCUGGUCGCGCUCAUGUUCAGCGUCCAGGACUACGCCGCCCUGUCCGAGACCAACACGGGCAUGCCGCUGGCCGAGCUGUUCCGCCAGGCCACCGGCGGCCCCGGCGGCGCCCUGGGCCUCAUGAUGAUCCUCUUCAUCGCCCUGGGGCCCUGCGUCGUGUCGUCGCAGCUGUCCACCGGCCGUGUCGUCUGGGCCUUCUCGCGCGACGGAGCCCUGCCCGCCUCCCGGGUCUGGGCCCGCGUCAGCAGCCGCUGGGGCGUGCCGUUCAACGCGCAGCUGCUGGUCACGGCCGUCGUCGCCCUGCUCGGCUGCCUGUACCUGGGCAGCAGCACCGCCUUCAACAGCAUGCUGGGGUCGGCCGUCACCAUCAACAACGUCGCGUACCUGAUCCCCAUCCUGACCAACAUGAUGACGGGCCGCAGGAACAUGUACCGUGGCGCCUUUUUCAUGGGCAAGUGGGGGUGGUUGGUCAACGGCGUGACGGUGUCGUGGCUCGUCUUUGCCAUUGUCUUCUUCAGCUUCCCCUACACCCAGCCUGUGACCGUCGAGAACAUGAACUACACCUGCGUGGUGCUCGGCGGACUGAUCGUCUUGAUCCUCGGGUGGUGGUUUGUCGGCAAGGGCCAGUACAAGCAGAAGAUUGCCACGGUCAAGGGGUGA
Pyricularia oryzae 70-15 is the source of this 1539-nucleotide messenger RNA. Its product is annotated as choline transporter. The record is from RefSeq and is a predicted model, not a curated record. Bases 1 to 1539 code for a protein of 512 amino acids. NCBI's taxonomy places the organism in Eukaryota, Fungi, Ascomycota, Sordariomycetes, Magnaporthales, Pyriculariaceae. Gene Ontology annotation, molecular function: transmembrane transporter activity. Gene Ontology annotation, cellular component: membrane. Gene Ontology annotation, biological process: transmembrane transport. The transcript has 2 exons.